Molecule: messenger RNA, 432 nt
Organism: Striga hermonthica
Lineage: Eukaryota; Viridiplantae; Streptophyta; Magnoliopsida; Lamiales; Orobanchaceae
Source: the annotation of a GenBank genome assembly
AUGACUCCAAAACAACAACUACAAUAUUUGUUCAUCCUUCUUCUCCUCACAAUCACCACCACAUCACAAGCCCGUCAUCGUCAUCAAAAGCUACUAGACGACACAACAGUCAAAGUUCAAAACGACAUUAACGAAGGUGAAAGCAUCUCGGUACACUGCUACUCCUCGGAGGACGAUCUCGGGACCCACCACCUCUCGUAUGGCUCGGCCAUCCAUUGGAACUUCCAAGUGAACGUGUGGAGGACCACAAAGUUUUGGUGCGAUUUCAGCACGAAGCAUGGCUUGGGAAACUAUGGCGUGUACACGAGAAAAGUGCACGUACGGUGUGGCUACGUGUGCGUGUGGAUGAUACGAGCAGGAGGGCCGUGCCUAUUUCAGACCAACUACUAUAACCAACCGUGGUGCCAGUCAUGGAAGUCACGUGCUAUCUAA